Phyllostomus discolor (pale spear-nosed bat) is the source of this 967-nucleotide messenger RNA. RefSeq names its product acyl-coenzyme A amino acid N-acyltransferase 2-like. The transcript is spliced from 2 exons. NCBI's taxonomy places the organism in Eukaryota, Metazoa, Chordata, Mammalia, Chiroptera, Phyllostomidae. Gene Ontology annotation, cellular component: peroxisome. The coding region runs from base 110 to 955 and encodes 281 amino acids. Gene Ontology annotation, molecular function: fatty acyl-CoA hydrolase activity. Gene Ontology annotation, biological process: fatty acid metabolic process; acyl-CoA metabolic process. The record is from RefSeq and is a predicted model, not a curated record.
AGCCCUGGCCUGCCCUGCGGGGUUCUGUCCCCGAGCUCUGACCGGGCGGUAGUGGCAGGCUCCAGUCCCCCUCUGAGGCUCGAGUCAAGUCCGCGAAGAUCCCGGCGCCAUGUGGCGAUGGGCUCAGGCCGUGCUCCGAACCCCUGGGACCCGCCUCCAGCUCCGGAGGUCGGUGUGCACGUCGCCGGGUUUCUCCCAAAAGGCCGUGACCCUGAGCGUCACGCCCAGGACUGGUCUGGCUGAUGAGCUUCUGGAUAUUAAAGUGGAAGGCCUAGGCCCCAGGGAGCGGGUGACACUGAGGGCGUCGGCUGGUAGCUACCGAGGUCGUCUCUUCCACUCGCAGGCCCACUUCGAGUCGGACGGCCGUGGGAGGCUGGACCUGGCCCGGCAGCCGGCUCUGGGCGGCGACUUCACCGGCGUGGAGCCGAUGGGGCUCUUGUGGAGCCUCACGCCGGCCGGCUCGGAGGACCCCUGCCACAGCCAGAGGCCGAGGGGCGUGUUGAAAACUCCCCUCAAAGUGGAGGUGACCGUCCAUCCCACGCCGCAGCAGCCGGAGGUGCCGCUGGGACCGGCGCUGGCCUCGGCCCACGUGCAGCGCUGGUUCUCCAGCCCGCAGCUGUCCCGCACUCGGCUGCAAACCGGCAGCCUGCGGGGCGUCCUCCUGCUGCCCCCAGGAGAUGGUCCUUUUCCUGGUUUGAUUGAUAUGUUCGGUGAUGGAGGAUUGGAUGAAUCUCGAGCAAGUCUCCUGGCUUGUCGAGGUUUUGCUGCUCUGGCCUUGCCACUUUUUGGCUAUGAAGAUCUACCUCCAAUUAUGAAGGACUUAAAUUUAGAUUACUUUGAAGAGGCAGCUAAAUUUGUGCAAAGUCAUCCAAAGGGGAGUGGGAUGCUAGAGAGAAAUGUGCUUAAAAUAAAGUCAUUAACACUAGGAGAGAGUGAAUAUAGGAAGUGGUACUAAUGGGUCGGAAGG